AGGUCAGUGGAGGGAUUGGCAGAGGGGGGUGGCGGAGACAGAGCGGUUGGAAAGGUGAAUGAGUCUGGCAGCCGUAUUCAGGAUGGACUGAAGCGGGGAUAGCCUGUGGCGAGGCAGGCCAGUGAGGAGGAGGGAGUUGCAGUAGUCCAGUCGUGAUAUGAUGAGGGAGUGGAUGAGCUGUUUAGUGGUUUCUGGGGUUAGGAACGUGCGGAUUUUGGCGAUGUUGCGGAGGUGGAGUCUGCAUGAGUUUGUUAAAGAUUGGACUUGGGGCUGGAAGGAUAGGUUGGAGUCCAGAAUGACACCCAGUACUCUGGCCUGCGGGGCGGGUUUGAUGGUAGCGUUGUUGGAUGUGACAGAUCAG
Molecule: messenger RNA, 361 nt
Organism: Staurois parvus
Lineage: Eukaryota; Metazoa; Chordata; Amphibia; Anura; Ranidae
Source: the annotation of a GenBank genome assembly